GCCAUGUCCUCUGGGGCCAGCGCGAGCGCCCUGAAGCGCCUGGUGGAGCAGCUCAAGUUGGAAGCUGGCGUGGAGCACAUCAAGGUCUCUCAGGCGGCCGCAGAGCUUCAGCAGUACUGCAUGCAGAAUGCCUGCACGGAUGCCCUGCUGGUGGGCGUUCCAGCUGGAAGCAACCCCUUCCGGGAGCCCAGAUCCUGUGCUUUACUCUGAAGACUCUAGGGGAGAAGUUCUCUGAGGAAUGCCUUCAAGUACAAAGUGAUGAAUGACUGCCUCCAAGUCUCAAGAAAACACU
This is a messenger RNA of Nycticebus coucang (slow loris), 292 nucleotides long. Its product is annotated as guanine nucleotide-binding protein G(I)/G(S)/G(O) subunit gamma-10-like. Gene Ontology annotation, molecular function: G-protein beta-subunit binding. The transcript has a single exon. Bases 4 to 210 code for a protein of 68 amino acids. Gene Ontology annotation, cellular component: heterotrimeric G-protein complex. NCBI's taxonomy places the organism in Eukaryota, Metazoa, Chordata, Mammalia, Primates, Lorisidae. The record is from RefSeq and is a predicted model, not a curated record. Gene Ontology annotation, biological process: G protein-coupled receptor signaling pathway.